CGGCGGAUCUCAACCUCUGAAUCCAACCCCCGUGUCUUCUCUCAUCCUUCCCCUCUUCCCUUCUCGCUCACCCGGGUUGCUUUCUCUCCGGAGCCGCGGGAGCUUCUACGUCUUCUUUCUCUCGACUUCGGCCAACAGUUUGCUCUUUUUGGAUUUGGGUUUUUCUUCUUGGACGUUUUGAUGAGUACUCGCUGCUGAUUUCACUCAGCACUGCUCCUCACUGCUGCCGCCGCCGCUGCUGCUUCUGCCGCCGCUGCCGCUUUUACGCACCGACGCUUAUUUUGGAUUUGCUCGGCAGCACCGCUGGAGAAAAACAGAGAAAGACAAUAAGAAGCAAGAACAGCGAGGUGGAUCCGUGGAUGCGCCCCUUUGGCUCACGCUGGAGAUGGAAACGCUGAUAUUGUUAUUUCAUUCCCUGUGGAUAUUGCAAUGCAACACUGUGAGCGCCGACUCCAUCAUUCACAUCGGUGCGAUAUUUGAGGAGAACGCAGUGCAGGACGAUCAGGUGUUCCAGCUCGCCGUGUCUGACCUCAGUCUGAACGACGACAUCCUGCAGAGUGAGAAGAUCACACACUCGAUUAAACUCAUCGCGCCCAACAACCCUUUCCAGGCGGUGCAGGAAGCCUGUGAGCUGAUGAACCAGGGCAUCCUGGCUUUGGUGACCUCCACUGGCUGUGCCUCAGCAAGUGCCCUGCAGUCCCUGACGGACGCCAUGCACAUCCCACACCUGUACAUCCAGAGGAACAGCGAAGGAUCUCCUCGCACUGCCUGCCAGUUCAACCCGAGCCCGGGCGGGCAGCGCUACACGCUGGCCGCCCGGCCACCCGUACGCCUCAAUGACGUCAUGCUGACGCUGGUGGAGGAGCUGCGCUGGCAGAAGUUCAUCGUGUUUUAUGACAUCGAGUACGAUAUCCGCGGCCUGCAGGGUUUCCUCGACCAGACGUCCCGCCAGGGUGUCGACGUGGCGUUGCAGAGAGUGGACAGGAACAUCAGUAAAAUCUUCACCAACCUCUUCACCACCAUGAGGACCGAGGAGCUCAAUCGGUACAGAGACACACUGAGGAGAGCCAUCCUGCUGCUCAGCCCACACGGAGCGCACACAUUUAUCCAGCAGGCAGUGGAAACAAAUCUGGCCUCCAAAGACAGUCACUGGGUGUUCGUCAACGAGGAAAUCAGCGACACAGAGAUCCUGGAGCUUACCCACAGUGCACUGGGGCGCAUGACGGUGAUCCGGCAGAUCUUCCCCUUGUUGAAGGACAGCAGCACCCGCUGCAUGAGGCAGAACCACCGGAUCUCCUCGCUGCUGUGUGACCCACAGGAAGGACACCUGCAGAACCUGGAGGUGUCCAACCUGUACCUGUACGACAGCGUGCUGAUGCUUGCCAACGCGUUCUACAGGAAGCUGGAGGACAGGAAGUGGCACAGCAUGGCCAGCCUGAACUGCAUCAAGAAGUCCACCAAGCCCUGGAACGGAGGCUGGUCCAUGCUGGAGACCAUCCAGAAGGGAAAUAUCACAGGUCUGACAGGUACGAUGGACUUUAAGGACAGCGGCUCCAACUCCCACGUCCAGUUUGAGAUCCUCGGCUCGAGCUUCAGCGAGACCUUCGGCAAGGACAUCAAGAGGCUCGCCACGUGGGACUCGGUUCACGGCCUGAACGGCAGCCUGAAGGAGAGCCGGAUAGAGAACGGCAUGCAGGGAGUCACGGUCAAAGUGGUCACGUUACUGGAGGAUCCUUUUGUCAUGGUGGCGGAGAACAUCCUCGGGCAGCCGAAGAGAUAUAAAGGCUUCUCCAUCGACGUCCUGGACGCCCUCGCCAAGAUCCUGGGCUUCAAAUACGAGAUCUACCAGGUAGCGGACAGUAAAUAUGGAAGUCGGCUUCCCAACGGCUCGUGGAACGGCAUGAUUGGUGAUCUAAUCAACAAGAGAGCGGACCUGGCGGUGUCCGCCAUCACCAUCACGCCAGAACGGGAGAACGUGGUCGAUUUCAGCAAGCGCUACCUCGACUACAGCGUCGGCAUCCUGCUCCGAAAGCCCGAAGAGAAGAUCAACAUCUUCUCUCUCUUCGCGCCCUUCGACCUCGCCGUCUGGGCCUGCAUUGCCGCCGCAAUCCCCGUGGUGGGAGUGCUCAUAUUCCUCCUCAACAGACUGCAGGCGCUGCGCUCCUCGUCCCAGAAUGCACCUCCCGGUCAGCCAGCUAACGGAGCAGGGUCGGGCACCCUGCACAGCGCCAUCUGGAUCGUUUACGGAGCGUUCGUGCAGCAAGGUGGGGACGGUGUGGUGGGAUCGGUCGCUCUGAGGAUCGUCAUGGGCAGCUGGUGGCUCUUCACGCUCAUAGUUUGUUCAUCAUACACCGCCAACCUGGCGGCGUACCUCACCGUGUCACGCAUGGAUCACGCUAUACGGUCUUUCCAGGACCUCGCGAGGCAGAUCGACGUGGACUACGGCACUGUGAGGGACUCGGCGGUCUACGACUACUUCAGAAACAAAGGCACCAACCCUCUGGAGCAGGACAGCACCUACUCAGAGCUGUGGAGGACCAUCAGCAAGAACAACGGCAUGGAUUACUCCGUGUCCAGCCCGUCAGAGGGAAUACGCAAGGCAAAGAAGGGUCCGUACGCCUUCCUGUGGGACAUGGCGGUGCUGGAGUACGCGGCCCUGACGGAUGACGACUGCACCGUCACCGUGUCAGGAAGCAGCAUGAGCAGUAAAGGCUACGGCAUCGCCAUGCAGCACGGCAGCCCCUACAGAGACCUCUUCUCACAGAAGAUCUUGGAGCUGCAGGAAAAAGGCGACCUGGACAUCAUGAAGCAGAAGUGGUGGCCCCGCGCCGGCCGCUGCGACCUCAGCAGCCACGCCAGUGCCCACCCAGACGGCCGUUCCCUCAAGCUGCACAGCUUCGCCGGCAUCUUCUGCAUCUUGGCCGCGGGCCUGCUGCUGGCCUGCCUGGUGGCUGGGCUGGAGGCUUGGUGGAACAGCAACCACUGCCGCCAGGAGCAGCCCAAAGAGGUUACUAAGGAUUACAGGCUGGCAAGGGUUUCUGGUCCAUUGACAUAUAAUGACAUUACAACUGCUUCAUCGGAGGGGAGGAGGGACAUUUGGACAGACAGAGAGAGAGGCUGGGAUGAAGCAGAAGCUAUUGAUACAGGACAAGGAGGUGAAUCUGGAACAGGUGCAUCGUCGUAUGAACAGUCUUUUGGACGAGGACUUGGCCCACAAGCAGAUCCCCGGCCCCUCUAUCGAGAUCUCUGCGCUGGACAUCGGCAGCAUGCAGCCCAGCCAGGCCUCUCUGGUCCCGGGCCCGGAGUCCAGGCGGGACUACCCACCCUCGGGCCUCGCUGUGACCACCUUCCUCCCCGGGGAGGGGGCACCACCUCCUCCUCUUCCCCACCCUCACCAUGGGGGGACCCUAGGCAGGACGCUACCCCCAUCCCAGGGCCCUGGCAGCAGCACGUUGCCCCCACACCACCCGCUCAGCAGCACCAGCCUCAGCGGCACCAUGCAGUGCAAACACAGGGCGCCCAACGGGGGGCUCUUCCGGCAGAGCCCUGGCAAGACACCCAUGCCAAUGUCCUACCAGGCAGUCUCCGCAGGACCCAUACCCGAAGCCAUUGAGGCCACCCACAGUACAUCGAUAUAAGA
Molecule: messenger RNA, 3640 nt
Organism: Pelmatolapia mariae (spotted tilapia)
Lineage: Eukaryota; Metazoa; Chordata; Actinopteri; Cichliformes; Cichlidae
Product: glutamate receptor ionotropic, delta-1-like
Exons: 18
Coding region: 386-3613 (1075 amino acids)
Biological process (GO): synaptic transmission, glutamatergic; modulation of chemical synaptic transmission; monoatomic ion transport
Cellular component (GO): postsynaptic density membrane; plasma membrane
Molecular function (GO): transmitter-gated monoatomic ion channel activity involved in regulation of postsynaptic membrane potential; glutamate receptor activity
Source: RefSeq, a predicted model, not a curated record